Molecule: messenger RNA, 1897 nt
Organism: Callorhinus ursinus (northern fur seal)
Lineage: Eukaryota; Metazoa; Chordata; Mammalia; Carnivora; Otariidae
Source: RefSeq, a predicted model, not a curated record
AUCCAGGGCCACCAUUCCCCUGCCCUAAUCACCCAGGGCCGGAUGCCAGAAAAUUAGGGACAAGCGAGAGAGCUUAUCUAUGCCUCCCAGAGCCCACUGAAACUAUUUAAAUUAGCCAAUCCUAAACCUGUCGACCCUGCCUUCACCCAGUCCUUCCACAGAAACCACAAUAAAGACUCCUACCCACUUUCCCCUCGCCUGGCCUCCUGACUGAUCCUGUGAUUUUGCCACGUGACCACGUGGGGCAUGGCAUGCCUCCUCCUCUUGGAAACUAGGUUGUUUCUGGUGGUCUAGUCUCAGAAAUUAUAUCUCCAGUCUCCACAAUGAUUCCCUUCCAAGCCCAGUGGUGCCCCGUUGCCUCCAGGUUUCAGACUCCUAUGUGGACAAGAAAAGCUUACUAAGGAAAUGGUAAUUCUGCAGUUGCUCCCCGAGGUGCCAAGUGUCCAGUUACAGCCCAUGGAGAUCCACUUCAAUUAUGAAUCUCAAGAACACCACCUUCUGUCAGAUGGUGAGACUAAGACCAAGAUUGGAGAGGUGACUUCAGAGGAGGAAAUUACAACAAAAAUUGAACCAUUGCCUGAAGAGUCUGGCAACCCCAGAGAUGAUGUUCUCCAGGAUUCUGAAUGCAGAGGAUUCUAUGAAUUGGGGGAUAAAUUAAAUGAAAAGAAUCAAAAUCUCCUUAAAAGAAAACAGAAUAACUGUGAUGAAUGUGGGCAAAGCUUUGCUUGGAGUACAGGCCUUAUUAGGCACCGAAGAACCCACUGGGAGAAACCCUAUGAAUGUGAUAAGUGUGGAAAGGCCUUUAGUGUGAGCUCAGCUCUGGUUCUGCAUCAGAGAAUUCAUACAGGGGAGAAACCCUAUCCUUGUACUUGGUGCAUUAAAAGUUUCAGUCGGAGCUCAGACCUUAUUAAACAUCAAAGAGUCCACACUGGUGAAAAACCUUAUAAAUGUGAUGAAUGUGGGAAAGCCUUCAGUCAGAGUUCUGAUCUCAUUAUCCAUCAGAGAAUCCAUACAGGAGAAAAACCCUAUCAAUGCAGUCAUUGUAGUAAAAGCUUUAGCCAGCGCUCAGACCUGGUUAAGCAUCAGAGAAUCCAUACUGGAGAGAAGCCUUAUACAUGUAACCAGUGUAACAAGCAUUUUAGUCAGAGUUCUGAUGUUAUAAAACAUCAAAGAAUCCACACUGGGGAGAAACCAUAUAAAUGUGAUGUGUGUGGAAAAGCCUUCAGUCAGAGCUCAGAUCUCAUUCUGCAUCAGAGAAUUCACACUGGGGAGAAACCAUAUCCAUGUAAUCAGUGUAGCAAAAGUUUCAGUCAGAACUCAGACCUUAUUAAACAUCGAAGGAUCCACACUGGAGAGAAACCCUAUAAAUGUAAUGAAUGUGGUAAAGCUUUUAAUCAGAGCUCAGUCCUUAUUCUGCAUCAGAGAAUUCACACUGGAGAGAAACCCUAUCCAUGUAAUCAGUGUAGCAAAACCUUCAGUAGACUUUCAGAUCUCAUGAAUCAUCAAAGAAUUCACACUGGAGAGAAACCUUACCCAUGUAGCCAGUGCAGUAAAAUGUUUAGUCGAAGAUCAGACCUUGUUAAACAUAAUAGAAUUCAUACAGGUGAGAAGCCCUAUGAAUGUGAUGAGUGUGGGAAAACCUUUAGUCAGAGCUCAAAUCUUAUUCUCCAUCAGAGAAUCCACACUGGAGAGAAACCCUAUCCAUGUAGUGAUUGUACUAAAAGUUUUAGUCGUCGUUCAGACCUCGUUACAUCAAAGAAUACACACUGGAGAGAAGCCGUAUGCAUGUAACCAAUGCAAUAAAAGUUUCAGUCAAAGCUCAGACCUCACUAAACAUCAGAGAGUGCACUCUGGGGAAAAACCCUAUCAUUGUGAUCAUUGUGAGAAAGCUUUCAGU